Messenger RNA from Paramecium sonneborni, 994 nucleotides. The record is from the annotation of a GenBank genome assembly. NCBI's taxonomy places the organism in Eukaryota, Ciliophora, Oligohymenophorea, Peniculida, Parameciidae.
AGAAAAUUCAAAGGAUUUUUUUAAAAAUAAAAUCUUGUGUGAAAAUGAAUAGUAUUACUUUUAAAAGUGAAGAAGAGUUAUAAGAAUGUUCAGAUAAAAUUGAGAACGAAAGCUCGAUUUUUUAUGAGGAACCACAUUAUUCAGCUGAUAAUGAAUAAGUAUAAUAUUUGAGUAUAAUGUAAUAGUAAUGUGAAGAAUUUUAAGAUGAAAUAGAAGUUAAUAAAGUUUACACUCCUUAACAAUUAUCAUCUUUAAAGAAAGUAUGUGUAGUAUUUUAAGAUGAAUUUAUGUUGGAUGAAGAUCCUAAAAAGAAGGUAUUCCUUGAAGAAUGUACUACAAAUGAGUAAUCUGAGGAUCAUCCAGCAUUAGGAGAUUUAGAAAUGUUAGCAGCUAUGCUUUUAAAAGAAAAUUAGAAAAAGUUCUCAUAUCCUAAGAAUUUGCCAGUUCCAACAAAUGUCGAAUAACAUUUAGAGGAAUUAAAAAUGAGAUUCAAUCCUUCUUAAAAAUAAGAAGAUUUCAUUUCUACAUAUAUUAAGACUGAUGAUUUACUUAGAAUCAAAAUAGGAUUAUGUGAAGAAAUACUGAAUGAUGAAGAAACUUUAAAAUUUGAAGAUUGGGUUGAAUAACUAUGUACAUCAACUAAUCAUGAAUCAUUAAAAGAGAUGGCAAGAAAAUAGAAAGUAAAACGAUAUCUUGAAAAAAAACAUAGUCGAACUUACGAAAAGAAAGUUCAUUAUCAUAUUAGACAGAAGGUUGCUGAAGAAAGACUUAGAGUUAAAGGAAGAUUUGUAACCUGGACUUAAGUAACUAAUUCAUUGAUAUUUAUUAGGCUUUGAAAAUGUUAGAUCAAUAAUAAGAUUCCAGAAAGUCUUGGACAUAUAAUGAUUAUUUUAAAAUCAAAAAUUUACUUAAUUAAAAGUUUGGGGCCAUUAAAAGCGAAAGGUCUUUGAAAAUUUGAUUUUAAAUAUAAUCACUUAUGUAUUUAUAAUAAUAA